CAAAAGUUACUCACUUGAGACUAACUGCUCACAGCAACAGCGGUGAAGCACACAAUUCAAGAGGAGGAGACAACCCCAGGGAUACAUUUGACUACUAUCUUCAAGAAGCAACUCUAGAAACAGAUUGAAAUCAAGAUGCCUGAGAAUGCUGGACACGUUAUGGAGGAGGAAGUGGAGACCUUCGCUUUCCAGGCUGAGAUUGCUCAGCUUAUGUCCCUCAUUAUCAACACCUUCUACUCAAACAAAGAGAUCUUCCUUAGAGAGCUCAUCUCCAACUCUUCAGAUGCCUUGGACAAAAUCAGAUAUGAAAGCCUGACAGACCCCAGCAGACUUGAAUCCUGCAAGGACCUGAAGAUUGAAAUCAAGCCUGACCUUGUCUCUCGCACCCUGACCCUGAUCGACACAGGCAUUGGCAUGACCAAAGCUGACCUGAUCAACAACCUGGGCACAAUCGCCAAGUCUGGCACUAAGGCUUUCAUGGAAGCACUGCAGGCUGGAGCUGACAUCUCCAUGAUUGGUCAGUUUGGUGUCGGUUUCUACUCUGCCUACCUGGUAGCUGAGAAGGUGACAGUCAUUACUAAGCACAAUGAUGACGAGCAAUACAUAUGGGAGUCUGCAGCUGGAGGCUCAUUUACAGUCAGACCAGAUACCGGAGAGUCCAUUGGCAGAGGAACAAAGGUGAUCCUUCAUCUCAAAGAGGAUCAGACAGAAUAUUGUGAGGAGAAGCGCAUCAAGGAAGUUGUGAAGAAGCACUCACAGUUCAUCGGCUACCCUAUUACACUAUAUGUGGAAAAGACAAGGGAGAAGGAAGUUGACCUGGAUGAGGGCGAGAAGGUAGAGGAAGUUGAGAAGGAGGCUGCUGAGAACACAGACAAACCCAAGAUUGAGGACGUGGGCUCUGACGAGGAUGAAGAUUCAAAGGAUGGUAAGAACAAGAGGAAGAAGAAGGUCAAGGAGAAGUACAUCGAUGCCCAGGAGCUAAACAAGACUAAGCCAAUCUGGACCCGUAACCCUGAUGACAUCACAAAUGAAGAGUAUGGAGAGUUUUACAAGAGUCUCACCAAUGACUGGGAGGACCACCUGGCUGUCAAGCAUUUCUCUGUGGAGGGUCAGCUGGAAUUCCGUGCCUUGCUGUUUAUACCCAGAAGAGCUGCAUUUGACCUCUUUGAAAACAAGAAAAAGAGAAACAACAUCAAGCUGUACGUGCGCAGAGUCUUCAUCAUGGACAACUGUGAGGAACUCAUCCCAGAGUACCUCAAUUUCAUCAAGGGUGUUGUGGACUCUGAGGAUCUGCCUCUGAACAUCUCCAGAGAGAUGCUGCAGCAGAGCAAGAUCCUGAAGGUGAUCCGCAAGAACCUGGUCAAGAAGUGCCUUGAACUGUUUACUGAGCUUUCUGAGGACAAGGACAACUACAAGAAGUUAUAUGAGCAGUUCUCCAAGAACAUCAAGCUUGGUAUCCACGAAGACUCUCAGAAUAGGAAGAAGCUCUCUGACUUGCUGCGCUACUACACCUCUGCCUCUGGUGAUGAGAUGGUUUCCCUGAAGGACUAUGUUUCACGCAUGAAGGAGAACCAGAAACAUAUCUACUAUAUCACAGGUGAGACCAAAGACCAGGUGGCAAACUCUGCCUUUGUUGAACGUCUUCGCAAAGCUGGACUUGAGGUCAUUUACAUGAUCGAGCCCAUCGAUGAGUACUGCGUCCAGCAGCUGAAGGAGUAUGAUGGCAAGAACCUGGUGUCAGUGACCAAGGAGGGUCUGGAGCUGCCUGAGGAUGAGGAUGAGAAGAAGAAGCAGGAGGAGCUCAAAACUAAAUUUGAAAACCUUUGCAAGAUCAUGAAGGACAUCCUCGACAAGAAAAUUGAAAAGGUCACAGUCUCCAACCGCCUUGUCUCCUCCCCAUGCUGCAUCGUCACCAGCACCUACGGCUGGACUGCAAACAUGGAGAGGAUCAUGAAGUCUCAGGCCCUCAGAGAUAACUCCACCAUGGGCUACAUGACAGCUAAGAAACACCUUGAGAUCAACCCACUGCAUCCCAUUGUUGAGACCCUGAGGGAUAAGGCAGAGGCUGACAAAAACGACAAGGCUGUUAAAGACUUGGUCAUCCUCCUUUUUGAGACCGCCUUGCUAUCUUCGGGAUUCACACUGGAGGACCCACAGACACACGCCAACCGCAUCUACAGAAUGAUCAAGCUUGGUCUCGGCAUUGAUGACGAUGAUUCUGCAGUAGAAGACCUUAUUCAGCCUGCUGAUGAAGACAUGCCAGUCUUGGAAGGAGAUGAUGACACAUCAAGAAUGGAGGAAGUUGACUAAACUACUUUCUAGAUGCUUCUUUUUUCAUUCUUAAUUUUUAUUUUUGUAAAUUACCUCAUUUAUUCAUAAAGUCAUUUCAGUUUCA
Cheilinus undulatus (humphead wrasse) is the source of this 2395-nucleotide messenger RNA. RefSeq names its product heat shock protein 90, alpha (cytosolic), class A member 1, tandem duplicate 1 (gene hsp90aa1.1). Lineage: Eukaryota; Metazoa; Chordata; Actinopteri; Labriformes; Labridae. Gene Ontology annotation, cellular component: perinuclear region of cytoplasm; neuronal cell body; cytosol. The transcript is spliced from 11 exons. The coding region runs from base 136 to 2310 and encodes 724 amino acids. Gene Ontology annotation, biological process: protein folding; cellular response to heat; protein stabilization. The record is from RefSeq and is a predicted model, not a curated record. Gene Ontology annotation, molecular function: ATP hydrolysis activity; ATP-dependent protein folding chaperone; ATP binding.